This is a messenger RNA of Alternaria infectoria, 882 nucleotides long. RefSeq lists its product as uncharacterized. The record is from RefSeq and is a predicted model, not a curated record. Lineage: Eukaryota; Fungi; Ascomycota; Dothideomycetes; Pleosporales; Pleosporaceae. Bases 1 to 882 code for a protein of 293 amino acids. The transcript is spliced from 4 exons.
AUGGGUGUGCCGGAUAAUGGCCCUGUAAUUGCUGGGGUAACGUGGAUGUUGACGAUAUUGAGUGGUGGGUUUUUGGCUUUAAGAUUCUAUGCGAAGUUGUCGAGGAAGCAGGGGCUUUGGUGGGAUGAUCAUAUCCUGACUGUCUCAUGGGUCCUCCUUCUUGCGCAGGCUAUCAUCACCCAAGUUGGGCAACAAAUGGGAUUCGGAAAACGACUGGAAGAUGUCGACCCUAAAUACCUCAUGACCAUCGCAGUCGGAAUGUCCGUCGCCGCAUCGAUAUCCUGCUUCGCCUCCACUCUGUCGAAGAUAUCCUUCGGCGUCACUCUCCUUCGUCUCACGUCCGGCUACCUACGCGGGUUCGUAUGGUUCUGCAUCGUGACCCUCUUCCUCAUAAUGCUGCCAAGUGCGCUGGCUACAUGGGUUCAGUGCCAGCCGAUGGCGAAAGCCUGGAAUAAAGACCUCCCGGGGACGUGCUGGGACUCUAGCCACUCAAUCGACUACGGUAUCUUCAACGCUGCGUGGUGCGCUGCGGCAGACUUUGCGCUAGCACUACUUCCAUGGUAUCUGAUAUGGGGAUUACAACUGAAGCUCCGCGAGAAGAUCGGAGUGGGCAUCGCCAUGAGCAUGGGUGUAUUAUCCGGUGUCUGCGCCAUCGUAAAAGGCAUCUACGUAAUCCAGCUCGGCCAAAAAGAUUUCUCCUACAACGGCAAGGAACUCACCAUUUGGACCGGCGUCGAAACCGCUACCGCCAUCAUCGCCGCUUCCAUCCCCGUCCUUCGCGUUUUCUUCAAGGAAACUAUAUCUUCUUACUCGCGCUCGCAUACCAAAACCAACCAAAGCGUCCCCUUGUCCCGGGAAAGAGGGGCGCUGGACGGUGAUUGA